AUUAGUGAGUUCGGUUCAUAUGACUAUAUCUAUUUUUAGUCAUAUAGAUGUCCGCUAAUUCAUUGUACUGUUGCGGAAAUUCAUCAUUGUAUGAUUUGGAAAAUAACACUUGCAGUUUAAUCCGCCAAGGAUAAUUUUGUUCGUUUGAGAAACUGAUGGUAGUGUAAAUUGCUAGGCAACAUAGACAACGCCAUUUGCUAAGACAUGCAUGUAAAUAUUGGAAUUUACGUAACUUUGAUUUUGCUCCUCGUUUGCAUUGUCCAGACUUCAAGUAAAAAAUAUGAACCAAACUGGGAGUCUAUAGACUCACGACCUCUGCCUGGCUGGUUUGAUGAUUCCAAAGUCGGUAUUUUGAUUCAUUGGGGUGUGUUUUCCGUGCCUUCGAUCUUGUCAGAAUGGUUCUGGUACCAGUGGAAGACAAAGACCCCCGUUCUGGUUGAUUUCAUGAAAGAGAAUUAUCGACCUGAUUUCACCUACCCAGACUUUGCACCACAAUUAACAGCAGAAUUUUUCAAUGCAGAAGAAUGGGCGAAUUUGUUGAAGCUUUCAGGAGCCAAGUAUGUAGUAUUAGUUGCUAAGCACCAUGAAGGUUAUACCAUGUGGCCUUCUAACUAUUCCUGGAACUGGAACAGCAUGGAUGUCGGCCCUAAAAGAGAUAUUGUUGGUGAGGUUGCAGACGCCAUUAGGAAGAAUACAGACAUGCAUUUUGGACUUUACCACUCCUUGUUCGAAUGGUUCAAUCCAAUAUUUGAGCAAGAUAGAGCUAAUGGUUUCAAAACACAAGAUUUUGUUUCUAUGAAGACUAUGCCAGAACUAUACGAAAUUGUCAAUAAAUACAAACCGGAAAUAAUAUGGUCUGAUGGGUCACAUGCUGCCAAGGACGACUACUGGAAUGCUACAAAUUUUCUUGCUUGGCUCUAUAACGAUAGCCCUGUUAAAGACUAUGUUGUGACCAAUGAUAGAUGGGGUGUCAAUGACAACUGCAUACAUGGAGGAUUCGUCAAUUGUGGAGACAGAUUCAAUCCAAAGGUACUACACAAGAGAAAAUGGGAGAACGUGAUGACACUCGACCGUUACUCCGCUGGAUACAGAAGAAAUGCUAAACUUGCGGACUACUUUUCUGUGCAUGAGCUGCUGACAGAGGUCGCUCAAACUGUCAGUUGUGGAGGAAAUAUAUUGAUUAAUAUCGGAAUCACCAAAGAGGGCACAAUCACUCCAGUGUUUCAGAAUAUAUUGCUGAAACUCGGUGGAUGGCUUGAAGUCAACGGAGAAGCUAUUUAUGGCUCCAGACCCUGGUUAUAUCAAAGUGACAACGUAACAAAAGACGUUUGGUACACCUCCAAUAUGGUCGAACAAGAUGUGUUUGUGUAUGCAAUCCUGUUAUCCUGGCCAAGGAACAACAACACGGUAUCACUUGGAUCAACAAUCAUGACAACAAGUACAACAGUCGUUAGCAUGUUAGGAUAUAACGGUAACUUUUCCUGGAGACCAAAUGCAUAUGGAGGAAUCGACGUUACCAUACCACCAAUACCUUUCAACUUGAUGCCUAGUGUAGACGCAUGGGUAUUGAAAAUAUCAGGACUGAAAAACGUUUCUAGACGUAACUGAAUGUGUUCCUUAUUUUUUUUUUACAGCUAUAGUUUUUGUACUGAUUGAUUUCUGAACUUUUGAAUCUCAUAUUUUUAUAGUGCUUGUUAUUUUUUUGAAAAAAAUUGUUGAUGUUGUAUUUUAUAUUGUCACAAUUAUUUUCAUACUUUUCUAUGAUGUAAUCAUGGUAAUGUUAGGACUACUCUUGUCUUAAAAAAGCAUAAUACAAAUGUGUGUUUGUAUUUAUUUCUUAAUUAAAUAUCUUACAUAAAUUGUCCGAUAAGCAAAAUAAAUAAUUGUGUCAUGCAUGUGCAUUUUUGCCACUGCCUUCAUAUAAUGACAAUUAUUAUAAUAAAAUUAAAAUACAUUCA
Messenger RNA from Mytilus trossulus (common blue mussel), 1958 nucleotides. RefSeq names its product tissue alpha-L-fucosidase-like. Lineage: Eukaryota; Metazoa; Mollusca; Bivalvia; Mytilida; Mytilidae. Bases 205 to 1608 code for a protein of 467 amino acids. The record is from RefSeq and is a predicted model, not a curated record. Gene Ontology annotation, cellular component: lysosome. Gene Ontology annotation, molecular function: alpha-L-fucosidase activity. Gene Ontology annotation, biological process: glycoside catabolic process; fucose metabolic process. The transcript is spliced from 8 exons.